Molecule: messenger RNA, 5098 nt
Organism: Melanotaenia boesemani (Boeseman's rainbowfish)
Lineage: Eukaryota; Metazoa; Chordata; Actinopteri; Atheriniformes; Melanotaeniidae
Gene: ptpn11b
Product: protein tyrosine phosphatase non-receptor type 11b
Exons: 16
Coding region: 104-1891 (595 amino acids)
Biological process (GO): protein dephosphorylation
Molecular function (GO): protein tyrosine phosphatase activity
Source: RefSeq, a predicted model, not a curated record
UGUUGCUCAACAUUAAGGGUCCGGCAGAGCUCUCAAUCCACACAGCGGCUCAGCAGAGGUUAACCGGUAACAUUUGAGGAUUUGACAACUUUCAGAGACUGCUAUGACAUCUCGCAGGUGGUUCCACCCUAACAUCACCGGAAUCGAGGCAGAGCAGGUUCUGUUAACCCGGGGCGUCCACGGCAGUUUCCUGGCCCGGCUGAGCAAGAGCAACCCUGGGGAUUUUACCCUCUCUGUCAGGCGUAAUGAUGAGGUGACCCACAUAAAGAUACAAAAUUCUGGAGACUACUAUGACCUGUAUGGAGGUGAGAAAUUUGCCACUUUGGCCGAGCUAGUACAGUAUUACACUGAACAACAGGAUCUCCUGCGUGAGAGGAACGGUCAUGUCAUCGAGCUCAAGUAUCCUCUCAACUGCCAAGACCCUACCUCUGAGAGGUGGUACCAUGGACACCUUUCUGGAAAAGACGCAGAGAAACUGCUUUCAGAAAAAGGCAAAGCUGGCAGCUUUCUGGUACGGGAGAGCCAAAGUAAACCAGGAGACUUUGUCCUCUCAGUUCUUACAAAUGAGGAGAAACAUGAGAAUGUGGACCGCAAGACCAAGGUUACCCAUGUUAUGAUUCGCUACCAGCAGGAUGGUAAAUAUGACGUAGGUGGUGGUGAGAGGUUUGAUACCCUGGCUGACCUGGUGGAUCACUACAAGAAGAACCCCAUGGUGGAAAAAAGUGGUAUUGUAGUGCACCUCAAACAGCCCUUUAAUGCGACAAGGAUAAAUGCAGCCGACAUUGGGAACCGGGUACUACAACUCAACAAGGUAGCAGAAAAUUCUGAGAAGCCCAAACAGGGAUUCUGGGAAGAGUUUGAGGUACUUCAGCAGCAGGAGUGCAAACUAUUGUAUCCCCGGAAAGAAGGCCAGAAGCCAGAAAACAAGAGUAAAAACAGAUACAAGAAUAUCCUCCCCUUUGACACAACACGUGUUGUAAUUAGAGAAAUUGAUCCAGAAGUUCCUGGUUCGGACUACAUCAACGCAAACUAUAUCAGAAGUAUGCAUGAAGACGGGCGGCAUGUGGAGGAGGGCAAAAUCUUUAUUGCCACUCAAGGGUGCCUACAGAAUACAGUCAUUGACUUCUGGAAGAUGGUGUAUCAGGAGAAUACGCACGUCAUCGUCAUGACCACAAAGGAGAUGGAGCGUGGAAGGAACAAAUGUGUCCGUUACUGGCCAGACCUCCUUGGCACUAAGGAGUUUGGAAAGGUGCAGGUGAGGAAUGUAGAUGAAUGGCCAGCACAGGACUACAUCCUGAGGAAGCUGGAGGUGACACGUCUGGAUCGGAAAGAGCCUCUGAGGUACAUCUGGCACUAUCAGUACCUGAGCUGGCCGGACCAUGGGGUGCCCAAUGAGCCCGGUGGUGUCCUGUGGUUCCUAGAGGAGGUCAACCGCACCCAGAACACCAUUAAAGACACUGGACCCAUUGUUGUCCACUGCAGCGCAGGCAUCGGCAGAACAGGCACAAUUAUUGUCAUCGACAUCCUCAUUGACAUUAUUAACCGCCAAGGUCUUGACUGUGACAUAGACAUCCCAAAAACCAUCCAAAGGGUACGGCAGCAGAGAUCUGGCAUGGUGCAGACAGAAGCUCAGUAUAAGUUCAUCUACAUGGCGGUUAAUCAGUACAUAGACACAGCUCAGAAGAGACUGAAAGAGGAGCAGAGGAGUAAGAGUAAGGAGAGAGAAUAUUCUAAUAUCAAAUAUCCUCAAAUGACCAACUCCAGGUCCAAACACAACAUGGCCUCCUCGCGCUCAUCUUCUGUGAUGACAAAUGAUGAUUCUUCAAGCGUGUACGAGAAUAUAAACUUCAAAAGCCCUCAGGCAUCUUUCAGCAGUAACACCAGGAGGUGAAAUUGUUGCUGCGGACCUCCACUGCUCUCUUGUCUGCCUCUCUCUUCAGCAAAAGAAUCUCUUCAUCACAUCUGAAAAUCUCUUGGGGAGCAGAGGAAGUGUGAUGCUCCAAACUGCACUGCACGCUGGUGGACCCUGAUCUGAAGGUGGUGAGCUGACUGCUCCCCUGCCACCGCUCUGCUGGACUGGCUGCUCGCAGUCUGGAGUCAAAUCUUACCCCCUGUAGAGGGGAGGAAUCCACAAAUUGCUGCCCUCACCCAGGGGCCUUGCCCGCCCGUCCUCCCUUUUUUCUUACUGUUUUCUUUCUCUCUCAACCAGCACAAGUGCCUUGUGACAGGAUGUGUCUGUAAUCUAGUUUGCCUAAACCUGCUGUAACAAUUUUACUGUUUACCCUGGAAGCCCAAGCUAACAUGAUAAACAAGCAGUUUCCAUGGGGUACAGAUAUUAAACACAAAGUCUGCUCCAUGCUGAACUUAGCAGAGCUGUACGGGACCUGAGAGGAGGUCAAAGCUUAAGCUGUUUGUCGGCUUGUUGCCAGAAAUCACUCUGCUGGUUAUCCCUCUCUCUCUGUCUUUGCUGGCUAUGAUUUGAACUCCGACCUUAAGACUGUUUUUGCUGCUCUUUGUCUCUCCAGCUGUGGUGGUUAUUAAGGCGCCUGCUGAGUGAAGGCAAGGGCAGUUAUGUAACCUGCUACAAGCUCCCGAAGCUCAAGAAGGGCAAGUUUGCCCUCUCUUAUUAUAAUUCUUUGAAAAAUUGAUUUUUGUUUUGGUUGUAAAAGUGAACUACUUUUUAUUAUGUUUUAUUUUUUGAAAAUGUGACUGAAGUGUUGUGAAAAAAGUGGGAUGUGAUUACCCAUGCAGUUAUAAAUGACAAACAGGUGUUAUGUUGUUUCCUGAUGAAUUUAGAGACUUUUCUUUUUUGUCCUCUGAAUGAGCUACUUUCCCUUGUUUUAUGGUGUUUUUGUCCAUGAUGGUUGGUAUCAUGAUUGUGUAACAUAAAGAGAUAUUUAUUUAAAUAUAUCUUGUAUAUUUAUAAAUGAACAUUAUUAUGAAUUAGAUCAAUUUAAAAGGCGUAUGUUUUGAUUACUCCUCCAGAUAUAUUUUCAUUUGAGAUCAUAUUAGUAAUUUGAAGUCCUUCUUUGCAUGGUGAGGAACCCUGGAUGGAAGGUGGAGUGGAGCUUGGCUCGCCACCGUCUCUCAGCUUGGUUUGACUGGCUGUCCUCGUUAAUCAGCAGGUCUGAUAUGGUCAAACAUCUGUCAGACGAGAUCGUCGCAAGGAGACAAGAAAAAGGGGGCGAUUACAGUGGGCCAGAUGGCCAUCUGCCUGAGAUUGAAGAAUAGAUUUGUCUCCAAAAAGUAAUUUAAAAGAUGGCUAUAAUCCAGGCUUGAUGAUAGCAGGGUGAGUAAGCCGACGUCAUUGAUGUGAUAAGUAGAAUGGUGGUCCCGCGGUGCCCUGAGCCUUCUGUGCUCACGAGCAGAUUGUUGGCUAUUUUUAGCACCAGAACCAGCACCAACAUGUCCUGCUUCAGUACAGUUAUAAAACCACUAAUGGAUGAAGUGAAAAAGCACAAAUCAUCUUUGUUCUAGCAGAAAAUUUGGGUCCUAGCACGUUGAUAUGUAUCACCCACCUUACUAAACUCAACUCAGCGAGCUUUGCAGGGCAGUGGCCGCCCAAAACAGGAUAGAGCCCAACUCAUUAAGCCAGAUGUCAGGUUUAUGAGACAUCUGCAAGAUUCUUUGUUGCCCAAUCCACAAGAAACUAAAGUUUAUUACCCUCGGAGAAUACCCCAAAAGGUUUCACCUCCCAGCCCUAACAAGUCAGAGCUGUUUCAGUAGAAGCCAUACAGACCUGAACAGGUGGUUUUACCUUUGUGGCAGGUAAAUGGCUCAAUCUGCAGGUAACCUCAACAAAACAAUAGGAACACGUGAAAGCAGUGUGUGGUCUACAUUUUUCUAAUUUCAAUCCACCAAAACAAUGCAUAAAUCAGGGGCAUUUGUCUUUAGACUACUUCUCUUCCUUCAGAAACAGAAACUAACCAGGUCGAGGGCUGUAGCAAGCUGGACUCACCUCCUGAAGGUGCAGCUAGUAAUUUAUUUUUUCUUUUUUUUAAAUCAGCAAAGCCAAUUAGGCAAGGCAAGGCAAUUAGAGUAUAUAGUGAUAUAAUAGAGGUAAUAAUGCUGCACUGAAGUGAUUAUAAUUUUUAAAAAUUGUGGGUUGAUACAGCUGAAUGUAACCCACAGCAGCCUGUUUUCUUGCUGUGAAAUGACCCUUUUAUGUUUCUGAAGGCUUACUAGAGCAUGGACUCUACAGAUUCAGUCACUUGUCUCACAGUUUAGAAGCUUUUACUGGUAUAACUUUUUGCCAUGUGUUUAAAUGACAGAUUAUUUUGUAAAUAAAGGCUGUCUUUUUUUGUUUUUAUCUUUUUUAAUGAAUGCCUUUGCUGUCAUGUGACAGUGAAGGCCUACAGUAUGCCUGUCUAAAUGCUGCACUACUUGAUGUUCUCCUGUUGAAGGUUUUUCCUCUCUGAACUGUGAUCUUUGUCCAAUGAAUGAGAAGUGAUUUGUGGAUUUGUUUCCCUGUGUCUGAUCAUUCACUGUGGAUCAUUUUUUUUAUAUUAUUUUCCAUAGUAUUUCACUUUGCCUCUAUGGGUCAAGUUGUUUUAUAGUUUGGUGAAACAUCAGUACUUGAAAGUUUGUCACUGCUGAACCUUUGGCCUCAGGCUGUGUGGAUGUCAGUUGGCUGUGGAAGUUGUUUUUGUAGUUUACUAGACUUUUGCUGUUAGUUUUUUUUUUUCUUUUUCUUCAAAUUUAUUUGGUCAUUCUUGCAUUUUCUGUUGUAUCUGAUUUAUUAUUAUUUUCUAUUUGUUGUAUGAUUUCCCUGAUGAGUGAAUUCUGUCUGAAUCAGAGUCUACAGAGGUAUGCAGUUGUAAUCUGUAUUUUCUUUCUGCUGAUCCUCUUAACAUCUACUUGAAUGUGCUAACAUGACUGUUUUGAUUUCUUCCCUGUGUUGGUUGCAGUAAGCCUGAUGUGAUAGUGGUAUUCAAAGUGCUCCCAUGUUGUCCAGUUUCCUCUUCUUCUUGCACUGGCUCCACCCAGACGCCUUUUUUCGCUGUAUAGGCUACAACUGCUGAUGCAAUGAGCUGCCAGAAAUGGCAUCAAAAUGGUUUAUUGUACAGAUUAAUAAAAGUUUAUGAAGGCACAAUGUAAA